UUCAUACACGCAUACUAUCAUUAACCAGAAACGUGGCAGUCACGGAAUCUGUGAAUGUGACGUGCAUUAAUUUAAUAUAGGACUUCGUAACAUAGAGAUGUUACGUGUACAAUUGGGUAUGGUUGACGUUAGGGACGAAAACCCCCUUCAACAUUAGCCCUUUUGUUUAGAAACAAAUAAUUUGAUAUAUUUGUGAUUGCGUAGCUCGUUUGUUGCUGUCACGGAUGCCGACGUACAAAGACAGCUCCAGCGUUUACCUGGUCCAAAGGAAAAGCAAGCCCACCUAUUCAGUCUCAAGAGCGACCAUGUCUUUUGCCUUCAACUUCGCCAAGGCAGCGGUGGGCUCGGUUAACGGCUACCUGGACCAUUAUAACCCGCUUAACAAACUUUUAAAGAGCGAGCCAGUGAAAGUGCUGCAGAAGGACGGGAUAGUGGCGGCGGUGUGUGCUUCUGCCCUCAGCCUAGCUUUUCGGUUCGACUUCACGGGUCUUCUCGACCCAGGGGUCGCCACCAGGGACGCUGUGCCGCCAGAUGGCUCCACUAACAGUGACGCUGCGGAGGCUGAAGAAGGGGACGCGACGGAAACGGAUUCUGCUUUCUCGUCUGCGUCCUCGGACUGGACGGGGAAGUCGCUACUGAAAAGCAUCUCAGCACAAACUUUUGAGUAUGUUAAGACUUUUGCAUCAAAACUCAUAGAGACGCCACUGUUCGUGCUUUUUGUCGCUAUGUUAGGAUUCAUGGGUUUUGUUUUCGUCACUUCCUUUACAAUUAUUAUAGGUGUCAUAGCACUCUUCGCAUUUAUCAUGACUGUGGUCUUCUUCAGCAUGGCGUUUCUGUCAACAAUGGGCUUUUUCUGCCUCUUUGUGGCUAUUACAGAAUUCAGGAAGAAAGGGGGUCAGGCAAGUGAAACGAGAGAACUCUUGUCUUUCACGGAAUCGCUCCUCCGACAGACAGGAGCUGCAUACAAAAUGAGCCAUAACGCACCGUUUUCAACGCCGUCAACGCCAUUUUCAACGCCAUCCUCCACGCCUUUUAAAAGAAAACUAGACUUUGAAGCGUAACGCUCUAUAAAGGCCUACUUUCAAACACCUCAAGCAAUUAUUUUAACUUUUAAAUAUUUAUUAAAAUUCUAUGUUUUUGGCACAUGCCAUUAUAGUUUAUAGGAGGACAAAGUAGAAACGUGAAACGCUUUGUCGCUGUGGUAGAACAUUGUAAUAUAUUUAAGUGAAUGAGAAAUUAAUUAUUAAUAUUAAUAUCAAUACUAGUGUUUUAUCAAAUAAUAUUUUAAAGCGACUUUGGUGUCGUUUUAAUUACCUAUGCAGCAAAGUCAAUUAGCAAUCUUUUAAACGCCCGCGAUAAGCAAAAGUGAGAACCACUUAAUGCAUGUAUAUUCAUGGUCUAACUCCUUCCUACAACGUAUUUUAGAUAUAAAAAAAGAAAUGAAUUCGUUCACUCUUCCGAUGGCCCCUCAGUCGUUGAAAUAUAAAAGAUAAUGAACAAAUGAUUGGCAUAAGAGGUGAUCUAAGUUUCACGAACCAACGUAAAAAUCAAGUGAUAUCCUGAGGGAGUUCUACAUGUACCGAAUUGCAGUGUAUUUGUAAAAGUGUAGCUAGCCACAUAAACCACGUUUUCCCAUUUUUGUAUUGCUUCAUUGGCCGAUUCAUGAUCAAAAAACGAUAAUGACUUAUUAAGGGUCUGAAGGAAUUUGAGUUAUGGAGGCUAAGGCAUAAAUAAAAAUAUUUAAAAUCCCAAACACGUUAGAUACGCUCCAUGAAUAAAGAAAUUCAGAUUAAUAGCCAGUAAAAACUAUUUGUAUUGUAAUUUAAAGAGCAGGAAAAGAUUUAAAGAAAAGAUGAUUGGGUUAAAUCCAUUUAAACAAUAAUAAU
Messenger RNA from Lingula anatina, 1886 nucleotides. RefSeq lists its product as uncharacterized. The record is from RefSeq and is a predicted model, not a curated record. Lineage: Eukaryota; Metazoa; Brachiopoda; Lingulata; Lingulida; Lingulidae.